Molecule: messenger RNA, 1002 nt
Organism: Mesorhabditis spiculigera
Lineage: Eukaryota; Metazoa; Nematoda; Chromadorea; Rhabditida; Rhabditidae
Source: the annotation of a GenBank genome assembly
AUGUACGACGAGAACUCAAACGCCUCAGCCGCCACGGCGACAGUCUCGUCGGCGUCCGCCAUUCCGGGUUCAGCCAUUGGUGGAGGCAACCAGUCGACUCUUGUUACGCAGAUUCUAAAUGCCAAGGAUUCACGCUGGUUGCAGGUUGAAGUAUGCCGAGAGUUCCAGCGAGGUCAGUGCACCCGUUCCGACCAAGAAUGCAAAUUCGCCCACCCUCCCCCACAUGUCGAUGUGCAGCAAGGCCGCGUGACUGCGUGUUAUGAUUCGAUAAAGGCCCGCUGCACACGCGAGAACCCAAAAUGCAAAUAUCUCCACCCUCCACAGCACAUCAAGGAUCAGCUGUUGAUCAAUGGACGGAACAAUUUGGCCAUCCGAAACCUGCUGUGCUCGCAGUUCCAGCCCUCCAGUCAGCCACUUGCUGCCGCACCUGUCAAUCCGUUGGCGCAGAUUAUUGCGGCCCAACAACAAGCCACCCAAGGCCUGACCACAGCCAACAUGAUGCCCCUCGCCUAUCCAUACUAUCAACAGCUCGUCUACCCUCAACUCCUCGACCCCUACCAACAGCAACUCCAGCCCACCGCUGGUCAACAGCAGCUACAGCAGCAUCAGCAACAACAACAGCAUCAGCAGAAUGCACUAGCCAUUGCUGUUCUCCUACAACAACAGCAACAACAGCAAGCGCUGGCUGUUGCUCAGCAGCAAGCGCUAUUGGCAUCCGGGUCUCGAAAACGGCCGCUGGAUGAUGAGCCGUCGGUUGAUGCUACAACUGCCGCCCUCCAGCUCAACCUCCAAUCGGCUGGUGUUCCGGUGAAGAGGGCCGCCAUCGACAAAGCCGGAGGAGCCGGACAGACAGCAGCUGGUGCCAUGCUCUUCCAACAGACCGGACAAAACGGAGCGCAGGGUCAACAAUAUUCCGGAUACAUGCCCGUGCUACCCGGCAUUCCCGGAUAUGUGCCUACCGUUAACUUCAAUGGCCAGGCAGGCGGCAUCCCUCCACGUUUC